Exaiptasia diaphana is the source of this 2874-nucleotide messenger RNA. RefSeq names its product 85/88 kDa calcium-independent phospholipase A2. Gene Ontology annotation, biological process: lipid metabolic process; positive regulation of ceramide biosynthetic process. Lineage: Eukaryota; Metazoa; Cnidaria; Anthozoa; Actiniaria; Aiptasiidae. Bases 128 to 2557 code for a protein of 809 amino acids. Gene Ontology annotation, cellular component: mitochondrion. Gene Ontology annotation, molecular function: protein binding. The record is from RefSeq and is a predicted model, not a curated record. The transcript is spliced from 12 exons.
UAAGUACACUCUGCGGUUUUCCUGUGUCACACUCUUGGAUGAAGAGUUCGUGGAAUCCAUCCCCUUCUUCUUGUUUGCCGUAAAUCUUCUUCGCUCAUAAUUUUUCUGAGUAAAGAUUAUCACCGAAAUGGGGGCAAGUACAUCGAAUUUUCGUGUAGAGGAAACGACAUUACAACAGUUUUCGUAUGCGACUUUGCUGGAGAAGAAAGACUGUGACAGAGAAAGCUUUCAGUUGUUUCGCGUUACWUCUUUUCGUUAUGAAGCUAUACUAUUCAAAAAUGAUGACCAUCCUAAGUGCCUCAGUCUUUUCAGAAUGGACGAUGAACAAGCAGCGAGGGAUAAGUUUAAAAGCCUCUACAAGAAACUCUCUCCGUUCUAUAAGACAUCUGUGAAAUGUUUUAAUGCUGGGACAUUGCAAGAACUGAUUGAUACCAUGUACCAACAUCCAGAAUGGACUYUAGCUGAUGUUGCCAAGCAUCUUGACCUUAGAGAAUGCUUAAGUCAUGAGCAUAUUGCUGCCUCUUCAGAAAACAAAUCAGCCAGUCCCCUCCAAGUAGCUUGUAAGACUGGAAAAUUAGACUUCAUUCAAAGUUUGACAAGUAUCAAUGCCCGCGAUUUUGUUAAGGACAAACUUGGAAAUACACCACUGCAUUAUGCUGCUGAAAACUACCCUGAAAUACUCAUAUCAAUGAUUCARAAGGCACAAUAUUUAGGAACACAAGUCUCAGACGUUGUCAACUCGCGUAAUGCCGAUGACCAAACAGCUUUGGAUGUGGCCUGUCACUUCUCACAGGAUCAGGGAGUYAAGGUUUUGUUAGAGGCUGGUGCAGAUGUGAACCAUGUAGAAGGCUAYCAAAAACCAAUUCACACAGCUCUUAAAUCCAAUGGUACACGGUGUGCAGCGCUGAUCUUAGAGUUUCACCCUGACCAGAUCAAUGAGAAGGAUUUAAAGUAUGGUGCUUUUCCAUUACAUUGGGUAAAAACCAAAGAGGGAGUUCGUCUUCUCUUGGAAAAAGGAGCAAGUAUUGAGUGUAGAAAUAACGACGGGGAGACACCUUUGCAUGUUAUGGCCAGACGGAGAAGACUUGGRUGUGUCAUUGUAUUGCUGUCCUCUGGUGCUGAUGUCAAUGCAYGCAGYAGUGAUGGAUCUACACCGCUGCAUAUUGCAUCACAGGCAGACGACUGUGACAUUGUACGAGCUCUGAUUGUGUUUGGUGCAGAUGUAAAUGCAACCAACAAUAAAUUCCAAACAGCGCGCCAUAUUGCUACACAAGAGCACCAUCCAAGAUGGAAAGACGUAGUUGAUGCGUUAUGCUACGUGGGAGCAUCGCCUUGUGACAAAGCGAAAACMAAAUGUAACCUUCCAUGCAGUAAAGAAUUCAAAGGAGAAUUGAGAAUAGGUGAUAGUGUCAACAAAGUYRCAUCGGGUUUUUUUAAAUCGUCUGGUUUCGAAGACUUGAUCAGGGCCGCCGCUGUUAGUGCUGCRUUAUUCAGUUCCCCAGGUAAAGACUCUGUAGAUGGCGGCUCAAAACCGAAAAGAGCGAAGUCUAUCUUUAAAGAGAAAACUGGACGGGAUUCAGUUCUGGCUAUGGACGGGGGAGGAAUCAGAGGUCUGGUACUAAUACAAAUACUGCUGGCCAUAGAAGAGAUAACCGGCAAACCAAUCACCGAGUUAUUUGACUGGAUAGGUGGGACAAGCACUGGUGGUAUAUUGGCAUUGGCUUUAAUCCACGGAAAGUCGAUCAGAUACUGCCAGGGUUUAUACUUUAAAUUGAAAGACGAGGUUUUCAAUGGACAAAGACCGUACAAUUCAGAGCCUUUGGAAAGAUUGUUGAGAGAAGAGUUUGGCGAGAAUACAAUGAUGACAUCGGUGAAACAUCCUAAAGCUCUUAUUACCGCUGUACUAGCAGACCGUCGUCCAGCAAGCUUAUACUUCUUUAGAAACUAUGACAUGCCAGAAGAUAAGGCAUCAACUGCAACAAAGUCACCAUUUCCAUCGCCUCCUCCUCCAUCAGAACAACAAGUAUGGAGAGCUGCACGAGGGACAGGAGCAGCACCUACGUUUUUCCGUGCCAUGGGACGUUUUCUAGACGGUGGUUUAAUAGCCAAUAAUCCAACUCUAGAUAUUCUCACUGAAAUACAUAAGUACUACCAGGUACACUGCCCCGAAGCAAAGAAAGGCGUUGGCUCAUCAAACGUAGGUCUAGUUGUGUCCCUAGGUACUGGUGUGCCACCUACAGAACAUGUCAUGAAUAUUGAUGUCUUUAAGCCGGAUUCGAUAUGGGAUGCCUCCAACAUUAUAACUGGCGCACGCGCACUUGGUAUGCUGYUGGUMGAUCAGGCCUGCGCGACCCAUGGKCCGGUUGUAGARCGUGCAAGGGUCUGGUGCGAGAUGAUUGGAGUCUCGUUCUAUCGUUUUAGUUCUGAUAUGUCUUUUGAAGUUGGACUUGACGAAACAGACGACAGACUCCUCGUAAAGAUGCUUUGGGAAGCUAAAGUCUAUGUUUUACAAAAYAUUCAAUCUUUUAAUGAACUUUCCGAAAAAUUAACUAUGUGAUGAUAACAUUUUAACUGAAAUUAAUUUGUAAUAAAAUAUAUAUYUCAUUUUAAACUAAUAUUUAACAAGAUAUUUUAAAUCUAUUGUUCGCAUUUCUUCAACAGGUUCACCUAUACCACAAAAUUCAGUCCACUAAGUGUUUUGCCAUUUUCACAAAUCACACACACACAAAAUAAUAAUGGUUUCUUGAGAUAGUCUGAACAUGAUUUUGUCAAAAGAUAUAGCGAAACAAACAACGAAAGUAUAUAUUGUCAUAGUAUUAUUUGUAGAACAUAAAUGUAUAAAAAAUUAAAAGAAUAUUAAUUAACAACUGUAAA